Messenger RNA from Lontra canadensis (Northern American river otter), 1374 nucleotides. RefSeq names its product heterogeneous nuclear ribonucleoprotein C-like. Lineage: Eukaryota; Metazoa; Chordata; Mammalia; Carnivora; Mustelidae. Bases 604 to 1176 code for a protein of 190 amino acids. The transcript is spliced from 5 exons. The record is from RefSeq and is a predicted model, not a curated record.
GUGUCCCCAGAGAGCAUCGCUGCCCAGGCCGCGACCAAGCUGUCCCUUUGUACCCAUCUCCCCAUCCCUCGUAGGCAACAGUUCGCUCCCUGGAGAUGAAGGACACCGGAGACACAGGCAGUGAGAGUCUGGGACCUUCCAAACUCCUCUCUCCGCAGGCCUAGAGCAAAGAGGAAGGUGGCCGGGCCACAGCCCUUACAACUGCCUGGCUGGCCCUGCCAGAGCUGGGUUGCAUCCUGGCCAUCCCCACGCAAGGAUUAAGGGCUCUCACGCACCCACCAUGGCUUUGGGCCUUGACUUCACUCCUCCCUUUCAUCCUUUGCCAGACCUAAGUUCCAGAACGGCAGCUGUUCCUGGGGCAGGCAGAGGAAACUUUGGAGGGUCCCUGUCUGGCUGGCCAGAAGGCUGAAGGCAAUUGUCUCCCCCCUGUCACCUGGAAUGUGACCCUUGUCAGAGGCCAGACAUGGGGAAGCUGUGGUCCCCCAAAAUGACCUUGGUUAAGUCCCUCAGGGCUCUUUUGGUGGAAAAUCCUGGGGUUCUAAGGAAAACUUGCAUGCCUCAGUUUCUUCAAGCUAAACUGGGGUCUAGGCGAGGACUCUGGCCAUGGAGAGUGACCCCCUCUCCAUUUGUCUCUGUUGCAGCAGGAGUAACUACGACCUGGGCUACAAGCUGUACAGGGAAGAUGUCCCCUACAGGGUGUAUGAGUACCAAAGGAUCCCUCCGCUCAUCAGUCGUGUGCCUGUCAAGAUCCGGAAGACUCAGGUGCGCUUGGGGGUCAAGGGCAGCUUCAGUCCCCACAAGGGCACCAGAAAGAGCCACCUGCCCCGAGAGCAGAUAAAGCUCCAGACUGAGGAGCUGCACUCCAUCAGGGGCGAGCUGAGCCAGAUCAAAGCCCAGGUGGAUCGUCUCCUGGAGAAUCUGGAAUGCAUGGACCAGCAGAGGGACCAGCUUCCAGGUGGAACACCAACUGUGGACCCAGGCCACAUUCCCAGGUCAGAGGACAGUGAAGAAACCAAGGGCCCAGGCAGUAAGGGUUCCUCAUGCAGAAUCACUGACCUCCAGCAGGAUCCCAGGGGCCAGAGCGCCCAUCCGGAAUCAGACAGCUUUGAGGACAGCGCAGACCCAGAGGAGGCAGGGAAGAACCAUGCAUCAGACCUGGAGGGCAGCCAGUAUUAGGGUGGAAUCCCUCCAGGCUCCUUCCCAAGUGGCUCCUUUGCUUGCCUCGUGUGGAUUCCUGAAGGCCUCCCGAAGGAGACUGUGCCACCAGAAGCACCCGUUCUAGAAUGAGCGCAGUGAAAGUGGAAGCAGGGCUCAGCCAGACCAGCCAGGAAGCCUCCCGCAUUAAUGGUGGCUUUUGCUUUGGAGGUCAUGUUU